AUGUCAGCUGACGGAUCAGAGCUCCUCCCACCGCAGCCGUCCACUCCUGAUGUCUUUCCAGGAUCCAUCAGAGACCACAGUCCUCUGGACCUGAUCCUGGACCCAGUUGUGUGUCCUUCAGGAGUGACCAGUCCAUAUUUUUACCACCAGUCUUUUCCACAGAGACGUAAGUUUGAUGAGAACAUCUGCACUUUUGUCAAGAACCAACUGAAGAAGUUCCAGCAGGUUCUGAGUCCAGAUUACCCAGAAUGCUUAGAGAGUCCGAGUGAUGAGGAUGAAGAGCAGAGGAGGAGCUCCGAGGCUUUUCUGCAGAUCACACUGAACUUCCUGAGGAGGCUGAAGCAGGAGGAGCUGGCUGAGCGUCUGCACCGCAGAAGUCGGUCUGGAGUUCAGCAGCGGAAACUGAAACGUAACCUGCAGCAGAAGUUUGAGUGUGUGUUUGAGGGCAUCGCUAAAGCAGGAAACCCCAAAACCCUCCUGAACCAGAUCUACACAGAGCUCUACAUCACAGAGGGAGGGGCUACAGAGGUCAACCAGGACCAUGAGGUCAGACAGAUUGAAACAGCAUCCAGGAACCCACACAGACCACCAACAACCAUCACAUGUAAAGACAUCUUUAAAACACCAGCUGACAGACAUCAGCCAAUCAGAACGGUGCUGACAAAGGGCGUGGCCGGCAUCGGGAAAACAGUGUCCACACAGAAGUUCAGUCUGGACUGGGCUGAAGACAAAGCCAACCAGGACAUCCACUUCAUAUUUCCAUUCACCUUCAGAGAGCUGAAUGUGCUGAAACAGAAGAAGUUCAGCUUGGUGGAACUGGUUCAUCACUUCUUCACUGAAACCAAAGAAGCAGGAAUCUGGAUCUUUGCAGACCACCAGGUGGUGUUCAUCUUAGACGGUCUGGAUGAGUGUCGACCUCCUCUGGACUUCAACAACACUCAGAUCCUGACUGAUGUGACAGAGUCCAGCUCAGUGGAUGUGCUGCUGAUGAACCUCAUCAGGGGGAACCUGCUUCCCUCUGCUCGCCUCUGGAUAACCACACGACCUGCAGCAGCCAAUCAGAUCCCUGCUCAGUGUGUGGACAUGGUGACAGAGGUCAGAGGGUUCACUGACCCACAGAAAGAGGAGUACUUCAGGAAGAGGUUCACAGAUGAAGAACAGACCAACACAAUCAUCUCCCACAUCCAGAGGUCCCGAAGCGUCCACAUCAUGUGUCACAUCCCAGUCUUCUGCUGGAUCACUGCUAGAGUUCUGGAGGACGUGUUGAAGAGCAAAGACACUAGACAACUGCCCAAGACCCUGACUGAGAUGUACAUCCACUUCCUGGUGGUUCAGGCCAAACUGAAGAAUGUCAAGUAUGAUGGAAGAUCUGAGACAGAUCCACACUGGAGUCCAGAGACCAGGAAGAUGAUUGAGUCUCUGGGAAAACUGGCCUUUGAGCAGCUGAAGAAAGGAAACCUGAUCUUCUAUGAAUCCGACCUGACAGAGUGUGGCAUCGAUAUCAGCUCAGCCUCAGUGUACUCAGGAGUGUUCACAGAGGUCUUCAAAGAGGAGAGAGGACUGUACCAGGACAAGAGGUUCUGCUUCAUCCAUCUGAGUGUCCAGGAGUUUCUGGCUGCUCUUCAUGUCCAUCAGACCUUCACCAGCACUGGGGUCAAUCUGCUGUCAGAACAACAAACAUCUGUUUGGUCUAAACUAUCAAAGGUCAAAUCUGCCCAGUUGUACCAGACCGCUGUGGACCAGGCCUUACAGAGUCCAAAUGGACACCUGGACCUGUUCCUGCGCUUCCUCCUGGGUCUAUCACUGCAGACCAAUCAGAGUCUCCUACACGGUCUGGUCAAACCAACAGGAAGCAGCUCAAAGACCAACCAGAAAACUGUAGAGUACAUCAAGAAGAAGAUCAGUGAGAAUGUGUCUGCAGAGAGAAGCAUCAACCUGUUCCACUGUCUGAAUGAACUGGAGGAUGGAUCUCUGGUGGAUCAGAUCCAACAGUACCUGAGAUCAGGACGUCUGUCCACAGAACAACUGUCUCCUGCUCAGUGGUCAGCUCUGGCCUUCAUCUUACUGUCAUCAGAAAAAGACCUGGAUGUGUUUGACCUGAAGGAAUACUGUGGUUCAGAGGAGGUUCUUCUGAGGCUGCUGCCAGUGGUCAAAGCCUCCAACAAAGCUCUACUCAGCGGCUGUAACCUGUCAGACAGAAGCUGUGAAGCUCUGUCCUCAGUUCUCAGAUCCCAGUCCUGUAGUCUGACACAUCUGGAUCUAAGCAACAAUGACCUGAAGGAUUCAGGAGUGAAGAUCCUGUCAGAUGGACUGAAGAGUCCAGGAUGCAGACUGGACACUCUCAGACUCAGUGGCUGUAACCUGUCAGACAGAAGCUGUGAAGCUCUGUCCUCAGUUCUCAGAUCCCAGUCGUGUAGUCUGACACAUCUGGAUCUAAGCGACAAUGACCUGAAGGAUUCAGGAGUGAAGAUCCUGUCAGAUGGACUGAAGAGUCCAGGAUGCAGACUGGACACUCUCAGGUUGGAUCCUGCUGGAGUCCGAAGGUUGACACCAGGUCCAAGGAAGUAUUUCUGUGAACUCACCCUGGAUCCAAACACAGCGCACAGAGAACUGAAACUGUCUGAAAACAACAAGAAGGUGGAACGAGUGAAGGAGGUUCAGUCAUAUCCUGAUCAUCAGGACAGAUUUGAGUACUGGCAACAGGUGAUGUGUUCAACUGGUCUGACUGGUCGCUGUUACUGGGAGGUCCAGUGGAGUGGAUGGGUUGAAAUAUCAGUGACUUACAGAGGAAUCAGAAGGAAAGGAAACAGUAGAGACAGUUGGUUUGGAAGAAAUGAUCAGUCCUGGAGUCUGUGGUGUGAUGGAGGUGGAUACAGGGUCUGUCAUAAAAACAAACAGUUGUGUUCCUCCUCCUCCUCCUCCUCCUCCUCCUCCUCCUCCUCCUCCUCCUCCUCCUCCUCCUCCUCCUCCUCCUCUGGUACAGUAUCAGUGUAUGUGGACUGUCCUGCUGGAUCUGUGUCCUUCUACAGAGUCUCCUCUGACAAACUGAUCCACCUCCACACCUUCAAAACCACAUUCACUGAACCACUGUUUGCAGGAUUUGGACUGUGGUCUGGAACCUCAGUGUGUUUGUGUGAUGUGUAGUUCUUUUGUGUAGUUGUGUUCAUGCACAUGUGGUUGUGCAGAUGUGAACACAAACAUCUGGACUUUCUACUGCUCAGCCUUUAGUUUGAAUGUGUGGCAGGUGUUGGUCCAUAAAUGUGAAUGUGAGCCUUACUGCCACCACCUGGUCUGGAGUGGGAACUACAACUGUACGUCCAAACUGACCAAACAACUCAUUUAUGUCAUUAUUCAAUUAUUUGAAUCUAAUUAAAGCCUCAACUUCAGCAUUUAUAAAUAUGUGUGUGACAGGAUCUGAUCCAUAAACUAUGAACAUAAAUAUAUGACCCAUUAAAUGAA
Messenger RNA from Sphaeramia orbicularis (orbiculate cardinalfish), 3459 nucleotides. Its product is annotated as protein NLRC3-like. Gene Ontology annotation, molecular function: protein binding. Lineage: Eukaryota; Metazoa; Chordata; Actinopteri; Kurtiformes; Apogonidae. The record is from RefSeq and is a predicted model, not a curated record. The coding region runs from base 1 to 3144 and encodes 1047 amino acids. The transcript is spliced from 10 exons.